Leptidea sinapis is the source of this 1370-nucleotide messenger RNA. RefSeq lists its product as uncharacterized. Lineage: Eukaryota; Metazoa; Arthropoda; Insecta; Lepidoptera; Pieridae. Gene Ontology annotation, biological process: proteolysis. The coding region runs from base 1 to 1302 and encodes 433 amino acids. The record is from RefSeq and is a predicted model, not a curated record. Gene Ontology annotation, molecular function: serine-type endopeptidase activity. The transcript has 9 exons.
AUGUUACGGGAUUUCUCGAUUUGCCAUGACGAUUUCUCUUUGAAACCUCCUGACGGUAUUCUAAAGGACCACACUUUUACUUGGCUCGGAUUUGUUCAAUAUCUACAUGUCACAACAGGGCUGCCACACCAUGGCAAAUCUCCACGGGUCGUACUCAUCCACAAGCAAUUUGCUUUAGGCCCAGCUGCGGACAUGACACGUCUUCCUAAGAACUAUAAACUUGGUAAUAUAAUGUUUGGUAAUUACGAGCGUGACGAAGAAGACUGUGGUUUGACAUUGGCUCAAACUAAAAUGGGGGCGAAGUGUCCUCGUUCAUAUUUGGAGAUACCACUCAUUGAUAUUACACCGCAUCCUGAGUUCUCCAGAUUUGGGGUUGGAAAUAGUUUGGCACUUAUAAAACUUCUUAGACCUGUUAAAUCACAUUAUAUGAUCCCAGUUUGCUUACCAGCCAUCGGCGAACGACAACGGAAACGACGGAACAAGUUCGUCUUCAUGGUAGACUACAUAAGUUCUGUACCUAGAGAUUUUGAUACCGAAAAGAUGGCGAAGAGAUCUCUGAAAAUGUUUACUCACAAGGAAUGUAAGAAACAAAGAAUGCGAAGCAAAUUGGGCAGCGAGGGCGUCACCCAUGUGCUAUGUAGCUCCGGAUGUGGGAUUCGUCCAGGAGCUCCCAUCAUCAGCCACGCCCUUGAAGGCACAUUCCAACUUAUGGGCAUAGCCGUUGGAGGAGCUGCGUGUACCAGGCGAUCGAUGAGGAACAGAAUCAACAAGGAACUACCACUGUUCAUCGACGUAUACCCUUACGUCAACUGGAUUAUCAACUUUAUAUCAGCUCAUAUCUUGCCGCGACCCUACCCUGAAACGUUCAUGAUGGUCGACGGAGGUUCUAGAAUGGGUAUUAACAGAGAAUAUAUGAGAGCAAGAAGAAAGCAACAAUCUGGGUGGCGCGCAAGAACCUUUGUGGUGGGUGACAAUUGCUUCAAAAGCUUAAAAAAGCAAAGCCAGACAGCCUUCUUUUACAACGAAAAUUUUGAAGUCAAUGCUGAUCCACCGGGGAAACUCAAUGUCAUUAUGAAGUUUUCAGCUGGCAUAGAGUGUACAAUAGUAUGUGUCCGCUUGCUCCUGCCAAAUCGUCUGGUAACCCCCAUAGUACACGGAGUAGGGGGGUACAAUAUAACUGUAGUUUUCAGCACGGAAUGGUUCCCGUAUACAUUCUACUUUUCAUUAGGACUUAAUGGUAGGAACACUACACAGAAAGACUUCCUGAAGUGGAUUGGGGAGCGAAAACCUGGAUUUUGGUAAUUUUCAGUAUAGAGUAAGUAACACCAUUAUAUUGAUUAUUGAAGUCAUAAAUUGUUUUAUUAUAUGAA